Molecule: messenger RNA, 171 nt
Organism: Cetraspora pellucida
Lineage: Eukaryota; Fungi; Glomeromycota; Glomeromycetes; Diversisporales; Gigasporaceae
Source: the annotation of a GenBank genome assembly
CUAGAUAAUAAAUUUGAUAUUGCUUUAUGGCUAGCACACCAUAAAAGGAUAUUAGAUUUGGCAACUAACAUUAGAAAUGAAAUAAUAACAAGAAUAAAUGAAGUGUUUGAUGCAACUUCAAUAUCUACUCUAUUAUAUGAACCUGUAUUAAAACUUUCGGAAAUUAACCAA